AUGGCUGCAAGUGGCCGAGUGCUCGGCAGGGCCAUGAGUGCCUCUCCCUGCUCUGCUUGGAGACAAGCGCGCUGGACAGCCCAGGGACGCCUGAAGCCUGAGUACGAUGCGGUGGUGAUAGGAGCAGGUCACAACGGGCUGGUGGCUGCUGCCUAUCUGCAGAGACUGGGGGUGAACACAGCCGUCUUUGAGAGACGCCAUGUGAUCGGGGGCGCGGCUGUCACUGAGGAGAUCAUUCCAGGGUUUAAGUUCUCCCGAGCGUCCUACCUUCUCAGCCUGCUGAGGCCACAGAUCUACACUGACCUGGAGCUGAAGAAACAUGGGCUGAGGGUUCAUCUUCGAAACCCCUACUCCUUCACCCCCAUGCUGAAAGAAGGCACCAAGUCCCUGCUUUUGGGCAUGGACAUGGCAGAAAACCAGAAGCAGAUUGCCCAGUUCUCGCAGAAGGAUGCCCAGGCUUUUCCCAAAUACGAGGCCUUCAUGAACAGCUUGGCGCUGGCCGCUGAGCCCCUGCUGGACGCCGCGCCCGUGGACACGGAGGCCUUCUGGCAGGGCUCCCUGCUGCGACGGCUCAGGUCGCUCUCCGCCCUCAUGCCCCUGCUGCGGGCAGGCCGCAUCCUGGGAGCCCGGCUGCCCCAGUAUUACCAGGUCCUCACGGCUCCCAUCACCAAGGUGCUGGAUCAGUGGUUUGAGUCCGAGCCUCUAAAAGCCACUCUAGCAACAGAUGCCGUGAUUGGAGCCAUGACAAGUCCCCACACCCCAGGGAGUGGGUAUGUGCUGCUGCAUCACGUGAUGGGCGGCCUGGAGGGCACGCGAGGGGCCUGGGGCUACGUCCAGGGUGGCAUGGGUGCCCUCUCUGAUGCCAUCGCAAGCUCAGCCACUGCACACGGAGCAAGUAUCUUCACUGAAAAGACCGUGGCUAAGGUGCAGGUGAGCCGCGGGGGACGCGCCCAAGGAGUCGUGCUGCAGGACGGCUCAGAGGUGAGGAGCAAGGUGGUGCUGUCCAACGCGUCGCCGCAGGUCACCUUCCUGCAGCUGCUGCCACAGGAGCGGCUGCCUGAAGAGUUCGUGGAGAGAAUCUCUCGGCUGGACUGCCGGUCACCUGUUACCAAGAUCAACGUGGCUGUCGACAGGCUGCCUGACUUCUCGGCGGCCCCCAACGCUCCCGGGGGCCAGCCGCUGCCCCAUCACCAGUGCUCCAUCCACCUGAACUGUGAAGACACCCACCUGCUGCAGCAGGCCUUCGAGGACGCCAUGGAUGGCCGGCCCUCCCACAAGCCUAUGAUUGAGCUCUGCAUCCCUUCCUCGCUGGACCCCAGCCUGGCUCCCCCCGGCUGCCACGUGGUCUCCCUCUUCACGCAGUACACUCCCUACACCCUGGCCGGAGGCAGAGUCUGGGAUGAGCAGGAGAGAAACGCCUACGCAGACCAAGUGUUCGCCUGCAUCGAGGCCUACGCCCCCGGCUUCCAGGCCUCCGUGCUGGGCCGGGACAUCCUCAUGCCACCUGAUCUGGAGAGGAUCUUUGGGCUUCCUGGAGGGAACAUAUUCCACUGUGCCAUGACCCUGGACCAGCUGUACUUCGCCCGCCCGGUGCCCCUGCACUCCAGCUACCGCUGCCCCGUCCCGGGCCUGUAUCUCUGCGGAAGUGGGGCCCAUCCUGGAGGAGGCGUCAUGGGAGCCGCUGGACGCAAUGCAGCCCGCGUGGUCUUUGGGGACCUCAAGAGCAUGUGA
Messenger RNA from Molossus molossus (Pallas's mastiff bat), 1731 nucleotides. RefSeq names its product pyridine nucleotide-disulphide oxidoreductase domain 2 (gene PYROXD2). The coding region runs from base 1 to 1731 and encodes 576 amino acids. NCBI's taxonomy places the organism in Eukaryota, Metazoa, Chordata, Mammalia, Chiroptera, Molossidae. The transcript is spliced from 16 exons. Gene Ontology annotation, molecular function: oxidoreductase activity. The record is from RefSeq and is a predicted model, not a curated record.